GUUUAUCCUCCCCUAAAAAAAGGUUUAUCCUACCAUAUUUGAUACUUUCUAUUAGUGUUCCGCUUUUGUUUUUAUUUUAAAAAAUCGGUAUAUUCUGUUCAAAAUUCCUCAGUAUGACCACAUCUCUUUACUACAAAUACCAACCAACGAGGCUUAAAAUUGUAGAGAGAGAAAGCUAGAGAAUAUCCUUAGAGUUUUAGAGAGAAAGAGAGAGAGAAACAUAAAUAAUAAAAAAAAAUCCAAAGGGAAUACAUAAAAAAGAAAAAUGAGUGACGUAGAAGAAGAAGAUCUAUUACAAAUGGUUCAUGAUUUUAUGGAAUCGUCAGACUCGACAAUAUCAUCAACUUCAUUACGUAAACAUGAUCACUAUCUAAUUCAAUCUACUAGACACUUUACCUUACAUGAGAUUUUAAGGAAGAAAACAGAAGGGGAAAAAGAGAUUCUUGAGAAAAUAAGUAAGUAUAUGAGAAAGAAAAAAGAUUUGGAGAAAACAAGUGGAUUGAAGAAGUGGAUGGUUCAGUGCCUCAAAUUAGAAGGACUUCGUGCUUCUUUUUGUCAUACUUCUUGGGUCACUACCCCUUCUUGUCCAAGUGGAAGCUAUGAAUAUAUUGAGAUAAUGAAGGAAGAUCAAAAAAAGGGAGGAACACAAAGAGUGAUAGUGGAUAUUGAUUUCAAGUGUCAAUUUGAAAUAGCAAGGCCAACUCAAAGCUACAUUCAACUUUCAAGCAAACUUCCAAUCAUAUUUGUUGGAAAUGAACACAAAUUAAAAAGGAUUAUUCCUCUUCUUUGCUCAGCUUCAGAACAAUCCCUUAGAGAUAGUGGCCUUCAUAUUCCCCCUUGGAGAAGGGCCCCGUAUAUGUUUUCCAAAUGGAACCUUUAUAAUAAUAAUAAUAAUAAUAAUAAUAAUAAUAAUAAUAAUUCUAUGUUAGAGAAGUAGGACCCUAGAAAAGUGAUGAUCAAGGGGAGAACAAGGGAAUUAAGUGGUGGGGAGUCUGGAUUGUCCAAUCAAUUUUCCAACUUGCACAGAAACUCUUUCUAGGAAAUUAUUUUUAGGUGUGUGACUGUGUGAGCAAUCAAUUUUGGCCAUGUAAUGAUAAAUUAUAAUUUUUUUUUAUAGAUUUAUUGGUAUUUUAAAAGAUAGAGACAGAUUAAUAGUCAUGAAUAAUAGAAGUAUUUUGUAUCUUUCAAGCUUGUUAGUAUAUGAAUAUUUAAUUAAUUAAUGUAUUAUGUACAACAUAUAUAUUUUGGAGAAUUAUGAUUGAAAUAAACAAAUUAGUAGUCCAUGCUAUUUA
This is a messenger RNA of Amaranthus tricolor (Joseph's coat), 1292 nucleotides long. RefSeq lists its product as uncharacterized. The transcript has 3 exons. NCBI's taxonomy places the organism in Eukaryota, Viridiplantae, Streptophyta, Magnoliopsida, Caryophyllales, Amaranthaceae. Bases 266 to 937 code for a protein of 223 amino acids. The record is from RefSeq and is a predicted model, not a curated record.